UUGUUUAUUUUUGACGGUCUUUAUUUUCAGCUUACUACUAUUCCUCUUCUUCUCUUAUCAUCGACUCUGUUUCUCUUUUUUCCUUCCGUCAAAUUUGGGAUCACCUACUCCUCUUCUUUCCUUGGCUCCGGCUCUCAGUUUUGGAUUCCACUACUCAUUUUUCAUAUUCAAAAUCUCAGUUUACUCUUCAAUUUCAAGAUUCAUCUCAUUCUUCAGCUCCAAAAUCAACUUAGUCUUGUUAGGUAUUUCUUUUUCCUCUCUCAAAAUAUUUUAUUCUUUCAUAAAUCUGAUUUAAUUUUUGUUUUGAUGCUUCAGAUCUCAAAAUUUUUUUGCUUCAAGCUUCUUAUACUAUACGUAUUAAGGUCAAAAAAUUUUAUCAAUGGCUUCCAAAUUGCUAUUAAAGAAACAAAGUCAACCAACUGAGAUUUUGUUGCACCGAAAAAAAAAGUGAGAGGACCUACGCGCAAUCUUGAGUUAGCAAAGUUACCAGCUGGAAAAAGACUUGACAUAAACUGGAGAAUGAAUAGGCCAGUUGGUCCAAAUGCAAAGCUGUUCAAAUCAAGAUGCACUGUUCUAGUUCGUGAUGUGAAGAAUGCACCACUAAAGGUUAAAGAAUGGGCUGAUAUCAAAAUAGAGAACAAAAUAAAGAUGUUUGACCUAGUUUUGACAUACUUUAAAGUUGAAGGUCGAAAGCAUUUAGUAUGGGCUCAAAUGAAUUCUUCUUAUCGGAGUUAUCGACAUCUAUUAAAGAAAAGGUAUUUUGAACCUUAUGAUAACCCUGAAAUUGCUCGAGCCAAUAUACCAUUGGAAAUGGAAAAAGAGGAUUGGGAUUACCUUGUGAAUCUUUGGAUUGAUGAAGGCUGGCAGAAAAUAAGUCAACAAAAUAAGAUGAGUCGAGCUGCAAAUAGCAUUAUUCAUACCACUGGUGCUAAGGGAGCCCAACAAAGAGCUGAAGAGGCGUUUGAGCAAACAGGACAAGAAAUUGACCGUCUUCGCCUUUGGGAGCUUACGCAUACCCGUGUUAAUGGACAAGCUUGCAAUGAAGAAACUCAAGAAAAACUUGAUUUACUUAAGGAAUUAUCAUCUCAAGUAAAUGAGGGAAUAUUAGAGAUGAAUGAACAUGAGGUGAUGGUAGAAGUAUUUGGACCUGAACGACAUGGACGAGUUCGUGGUUAUGGAGCUGGCGUGACACCUACACAGUUAUGGGGUCCUAGAUCAUUCAUAUUUUCUGAUCUCCAAAUAAAGCUUCAAUGUGCAGAAAAAAAAUAUGAAGACUCUAAAAUAGAGGUGGAAGAUUUGAAGAAAAAAGUAGAUCAUAUGGCAGGAAUACUUGAGCAACUAUUGGAUGGAAGGUUGCCUAUAGUUCAAAGUGAUAACAAUCCUACUUGAUUAAUGCUCAAGACUUUGAUGAGUUUAUGUAUAAUUCAUAUAGCACUAUACAAAAAAAGAACAUUAAUAUGAUAUUAUGAUAUUGAGUAUUGAUUUUGGUACUUGGUGUUAAUUGUUCUUGAUAUACUUAUCAAAUGCUAAAUAAAGAAUGCUAUUUGUACUAGUUUUGAAUCAUGAUCAAUGAUCAAAAUUGCAAAGCUUUUGUUUGAUUUUAUACAAUGAUUAUGUAUGAUAAAGUAAAAGCAUAUUCAUGUCA
Arachis duranensis is the source of this 1645-nucleotide messenger RNA. RefSeq lists its product as uncharacterized. The transcript is spliced from 7 exons. Lineage: Eukaryota; Viridiplantae; Streptophyta; Magnoliopsida; Fabales; Fabaceae. The record is from RefSeq and is a predicted model, not a curated record. The coding region runs from base 520 to 1389 and encodes 289 amino acids.